Molecule: messenger RNA, 861 nt
Organism: Periconia digitata
Lineage: Eukaryota; Fungi; Ascomycota; Dothideomycetes; Pleosporales; Periconiaceae
Source: the annotation of a GenBank genome assembly
GCACCAAACCAACAUCAAGAUUAUUUUUGUCUCCCCUGCCCGACCGCUUUGGACGACUCGUAUUGGCCCCUGCGUGUACAUGCAUGCUGCAGGUUUGUGUGCUGUGUAGAGAGGGUGUGUUCUAUUGUAGGCCAUGUAUGGGGUGAGCAGCAACAAAGCCUGGCAACACGAGCUGCUUCGUCCAACACGCUUUGCUGCAAGAUGCAACUUUCUGCGCCCUCCGCCAAAGGCGACUGGCUGCUGAUGCAUGCGCUGCAGAAGCGCUCAAGGCGACCGCUCCUGGGCCCCGUACUCGUACAGGAACAGAGUUCAAAAGGGGCUGGCCAGGCGUCGACGAUGCUGCGUGCUGGCGAACAACAAGUUCCGGAGGAACAGAUCGGUUCCACCCCUUUGGUCGGCCGUCGCAUUUUUCACACGUGGCUCCUGAGCGAAACUUUUCUAGGAUCCGAGCAGCCACCCAUGCACGCUGCCAUUUGCUCCAUGCUUUUGCGCAAUUGUCUCUGCCAGCCCCCUGCAACACAUCAAUUGCCUUUCAUUAUUGUCAUCCCCACCCACAUCUUUCUUUUCUUGUCUUAUCACCUUGACCCUGUUGUCUGCUACUUAGCAGCAGCACCCUUUUUCUUUUGUGCCUUGGCCGCGUUUCCCCGUACACCCUCAGAUGACCCAGUCCGUCCACUGUGCAACCGAAGCCAACCAGGUUGCACCCUUCGCUGCUCAUUGUUAGGGAUAGGCGGUAUGAUAUCAGUCUGCGUGCGAUUUUCAGGGGCACCGUCGCUCCACUGCCUUUUCCUCCACAAUCAAAGUACGCGCUGCAUUACGUUGCCACCACGGCAGUUGGGAAAUGGACAGUCGUGUGUUUGA